GUGGCUGUGGCGUUUCCGUUUCAGUGAACUUUGAGAUUCACACAGAAACAAACAAGAAUAGAAACUGAUACUGACAGCACUGAAGAAUAGCACAGCCUGUGCUGCCAUGCUGCCAUCAUCCUGUGACACCUUCGUGGCUCUGCCCCCCUCCACUGAGGGACAACGCAUCAUUUUUGGGAAAAACUCUGACAGGCCUUGUGAUGAAGUCCAGGAGGUGGUGUACUUUCCUGCCACAGACUAUGGUGCAGGGCAGAAGGUGGAGUGCACGUACAUUGAGAUUGACCAGGUUGGCCACACAUUUGCAGUUGUGUUGAGUAAACCUGCUUGGCUGUGGGGGGCAGAGAUGGGGGCAAAUGAGCACCAGGUUUGCAUUGGGAAUGAGGCAGUGUGGGGCAGAGAGCGUGCUGAUGAGGACGAGGCGCUUCUAGGCAUGGACCUUGUUCGACUUGGACUUGAGAGGGCCGACACAGCUUCGAAAGCGGUGGAUGUGAUCACUGAGCUGCUGGAGAAGUACGGCCAGGGAGGCCCGUGCAUGGAGGAUGAAUGUGGCUUCACCUACCACAACAGCUUCCUCAUCUCAGACAGGAAGGAGGCGUGGCUGCUGGAAACAGCUGGGAAGCACUGGGCUGCUGAGAGAGUGGAAGGUGGAUAUCGCAACAUCUCAAACCAGUAUGGCAUAACAACCAAGAUCGACAAGGAGCAUCCAGAAAUGAGGGAAUACGCCCGAAUUCAAGGCUGGUGGGAUGGAAAGACUGAGUUCAACUUCGCCGCGGUCUAUUCCUUUUUGACCACAGCGCGAAUAGAAGCUUCUGGGAGCCGGUACUGUGAGGGGAAGAAGCUGCUGGAACAGAGCAACGGUCACAUCACUGCGGAGACGAUGAUGGACAUCCUCCGGGAUAAAGACAGCGGCAUCAACAUGGAGGGCAUGUUCAUGACAACAGGAAGCAUGGUGUCUGUGAUACCGACGGACCCCGCCCUGCCCGGGGUUCACUACUUCACCGCAACUCCAGAUCCUGACAGGUCCGUGUUCAAACCGUUCAUCUUUGUGAAGGAUGCUCAGCCCAUUAAGGAGACCUCCUCCCCCAGCUACGGUCCAGACGACCCAGUGAAGAAGAAACCACGCUUUCAGAGCAAGCCUGACCGCAAACACGAGCUGUUUGUCAAACACGAGUUGGUGGCUGCCAUCAUGGAAUCCUACAAGGAUCGAGAACAGAAGAUCCGAGAUGCAAUGAGGCAGCUGGAGAAGAAGACGAUGGAAAAGAUGGAGGAGUUUCUGCUGCAAGGCAUUGCGGAGCCGAUAUAUCUGACAAACCAGUUUUCUGCUUCUGUCCAGGAAGAGAUUUGUGUUUAUAACAAACACUGACAGGCAGGCAACACAACUAAGAACUGAAACAGGUUUAAAAAAGCAUCAGAAUCUUUGUUAGUGCUGCUAAUUUCCUGUUAGUCAGAUACAGUCCUGUUGGUUUGAUAAGCAACUUAAACUCAACAUAAUCAAUCAAGUUUGCCUAAGAAUGAACAAUCCUGUAAGAAAAGGUUUAAUAAAAUUUAUUUUUAAGCAAACAUUGUCAUCGGAAAGCAUGAAACACACAUUCAGGCAUGAUUUUUAAAAAAACAAAACAAAGCAUUUGUUCCAGUGUUGUCAGGAUUGAGUUAAUAAACAUUUUACAUUUCAGUAUUACACUGUGACACCUGAGCGUAAAAUAGACAGCAGCAGCUUCAGCCUUUCAGCUUUAGGUCUACGAGGAAGACACUUUAUAUUUUUAGCUUGAUUAACAUAUUUCUUCAUCUUGUCUUUAAAUUGUGCCUGUUUGUUCGACAUAUUCAGUUAAAAUAACUGUUCAUUGUUUUUUUUACUGCUUGUAGCUUUCUGUCCCUCCUUUUGUCCUUUACUGGCAAAGUCUGUUAUGACUUAAAAAAAAAAAAAAAAAAAGAAAAACACACAGAUGGAGUGUAACGAUUGUUAUACAUCAGUGUCAAAUCAUGCGGCGGUAAAUUGGCGAAGCAAGCUUUAAAACCGCAUUAUCAGAAAAGUAGCUGGCGAAACGAGCGCUAUAAAGAAAUCUUCCCUUCAUUUCUUUGGAAAGG
This is a messenger RNA of Salarias fasciatus (jewelled blenny), 2085 nucleotides long. It is a transcript of the gene scrn3, whose product is annotated as secernin 3. The transcript is spliced from 8 exons. Gene Ontology annotation, biological process: proteolysis. NCBI's taxonomy places the organism in Eukaryota, Metazoa, Chordata, Actinopteri, Blenniiformes, Blenniidae. The record is from RefSeq and is a predicted model, not a curated record. Gene Ontology annotation, molecular function: dipeptidase activity; cysteine-type exopeptidase activity. The coding region runs from base 107 to 1363 and encodes 418 amino acids.